Emys orbicularis (European pond turtle) is the source of this 3201-nucleotide messenger RNA. RefSeq names its product protein tyrosine phosphatase receptor type N2 (gene PTPRN2). The coding region runs from base 1 to 3201 and encodes 1066 amino acids. Lineage: Eukaryota; Metazoa; Chordata; Testudines; Emydidae. Gene Ontology annotation, biological process: regulation of secretion; protein dephosphorylation; insulin secretion involved in cellular response to glucose stimulus. The transcript is spliced from 23 exons. Gene Ontology annotation, cellular component: secretory granule; synapse. Gene Ontology annotation, molecular function: protein tyrosine phosphatase activity. The record is from RefSeq and is a predicted model, not a curated record.
AUGAUGGGGGCGCUCGGCUCCAUGCUCCCGCUGCUGCUGCUGCCGGUCUUCGCCGCCGCCCCGCACAGCCAGCUCCCGCGCGCCGGAGCCGCCGCCGAGGCCAGAUUCGGCUGCCUGUUUGAGGAUGACCUUUGCGAACCUUUUGAGAUCUGCAUAAAUGAUGGAGCAUUUGGGAGAUGUCAGCGGGUUCCGGUGAUAGAUGUAUAUAAAUAUGAAAUUUCACCCCCCAUUCUUCAGCACCUAAGGAUCAUCUUAGAGAAGCUUUCGCAUAGAGGUUUUACCUGGCAAGAUGAUUACAUGCAGCACGUUAUUGCCCUGGAACUCUCAAACAUUCAUAAAAUCCACCACUGGCGCCCUGAUUCAUUUAUAUCUGAUGGAUCUGACACACUAAGGACUUCAAAGCGGAGUGCUGCUGAUAAUGAAAGGAAUUAUGAGCUGGAAAAGGAUGUGGACUUGGCCAAGUCCCUUCAGCAAUAUCUGGCAUACCUAGGUAUUCUCUCGCAGUCUGCAGCUCCAAAUUUAUAUCCAGGGAUGAAGAAUGACAAAGCUUCUGUCAAGGAUAACAUCCAACCUGACCUCAUUAUAGACUACAUGAUGCAGAAGUCCAAAGGCAAAGCACCUGCUUUGACCCAUCAUAAGUAUGCUGAGAAUCCUGCAGUGAGGACCUUCAAUCAACCUCAGCUGGAGAACUUCCCUCCAGAGUCAGAUGCAGAACUCGACAGAAAUGCUCUGAUUUCUGCACUACAUGCCUAUGUCGCUCAAAAGAUGGCAGCACGGAACAACUAUAAAAGCUCCAUUGGCAGGACUAAAUGGUCUCACCUCUAUGCUAAUAGGUUCCGUUCAUCUCAGACUGGCCAUUUUGAUGGAACCUUUGCCAAAGAAGAGACAGAAGAUUUUAAAAUGAAGCAGCCAUUCCUGCGGAGACCUGGAGCUGUAGUGCUGGGACCAAGUUCAGAGAUGCUGAGUUAUAAAUCUGCUUCUCCUCAGGGUGAUCUUAAAGAUCCUCUGAAUGCAGUGGAUGAAACAUUUAUUCAGGAUAUAUUGAAAGACCUGAAGAAACACAAGGUGAACGUGGAUAAUCUUAGCCCACUGGAGCUUGACGAGAUGGCUGAUAUUAUUGCUGACGCCAUUCAAGUUGUUGAUGUGGCAGAAGAAAAGCAAAAUGGAGCUGGAAAGAUUGAAGGAAAGAGAUCAAAAGCAGAAGUCAAGGAAGUGGAUGCACAAGGAGGAGCAGAUUAUGAGACUGGAUUAAUGGAUGCCAAUGUUAACAUACAAGAUAAUGGAGGACAUGAAGAAGAUGCCACAGCUGAUAAAAAGGAGAACAAUUUGGGUGUAAAACUAAUGGACUUCUUGAAUGAGAAUGCAUUAACAGAAAAUCUGCCAGAUAAGCAUACUUCUGAAGAGUCCUUUAAGACUGAAACCAAGAAAUCAGAAGACUCAGAUUCUUCUUCCUCAGAAGAAGAAAUGAAGGUUGGUGUUGAAAAUGUAAAGAGUGAGACUUUCUCAAGGGAACUGGCAGCUGAGAAGAAAACUGAAUCUGAACCUGACUCUAAGGAGCUGACUGAGAUCCACUACUGGAUUAAGAAUUCUUUGAUGCGGGAUGAAAGUGCCUAUGAAGAACCUCAAAAAAAGAUGGAAGAAGGCCUACAGCUAGAAGUGAAGUCUUCUGAGGAGAAGGAAUAUGGCUAUAUUGUGACAGAGAAAGACCCGCUGAAUGAGGAAAAGGGUUUGGAGUUAAUAAAGUAUGUGGCAGAUCUCCUGAAGCUGCAGAUGAGUGACUUUGACGAUGUCAACAUACGGGGAUCAGCUGUGACCUUCAAAAUGCACUCAAAUGUCCAAAAUAUUACAACUGCAGAUGUUGCCAAAGCAGCAGAUGUCAACAAAUACAAGCUUGAAAAAGCUAUUGGACUGAAGAUUCUGCAGACUGGCGUAGGGGAGAAAAGCAAACUGAAGCUUCUCCCUCACCGCGCCGCGGAAGACGAAGACUCCACCAAAUUCAUCAUCCUCACCCUUCUCUCCAUCGCCUGCAUUAUUGGGGUCCUCGUUGCUUCUGGGGUCCUCUACUGCCUCCGCCAUCAGUCUCAUCACAGGCUGAAAGAGAAGCUGUCCGCCUUGGGCACUGACACCAGCUCAGAUGCUACUGCUGCUUACCAGGAGCUGUGCCGUCAGCGCAUGGCUGUAAAAUCAUCUGAUCGACCAGAGCUCCUGCACACUUCUCGCGUAAACAGUGUCUCAUCACAGUUUAGUGAUGGGCCUAUUGCCAGCCCCUCUGCUCGGAGCAGCACAUCAUCCUGGUGUGAAGAACCAGUUCAGUCUAACAUGGACAUCUCCACCGGUCACAUGAUCCUGUCCUACAUGGAAGACCAUCUGAAGAAUAAAAAUCGUCUGGAGAAAGAGUGGGAGGCCCUUUGUGCUUAUCAAGCUGAACCCAAUGCUAUGACCAUUGCCCAGAAGGAGGAGAAUGUCCAGAAGAAUCGCUCUCAAAGUGUCGUAACGUAUGAUCAUUCCAGGAUAUGCUUGAAAGCUGAAAAUAGCCAUGACAAUUCAGACUACAUCAAUGCCAGCCCAAUUAUGGACCAUGAUCCCAGGAACCCUGCAUAUAUUGCUACUCAGGGCCCUCUUCCUGCUACUGUUGCUGACUUCUGGCAGAUGGUCUGGGAGAACGGCUGUGUGGUUAUUGUCAUGCUGACACCCCUUACUGAAAAUGGAGUCAAGCAGUGCUACCACUAUUGGCCAGAUGAAGGGUCAAACCUCUACCACAUCUACGAGGUAAAUCUGGUGUCUGAGCACAUCUGGUGUGAGGAUUUCCUAGUGAGGAGCUUCUACUUGAAAAACCUACAGACCAAUGAGACCCGAACCGUGACACAAUUCCAUUUCCUUAGCUGGCAUGAUCAGAAAGUUCCUGCUUCCACAAGGUCACUUCUGGAUUUUCGCAGAAAAGUAAACAAGUGCUACAGGGGUCGUUCUUGUCCAGUAAUUGUUCACUGCAGUGAUGGUGCAGGAAGAAGUGGAACCUACAUUCUAAUUGACAUGGUUCUCAAUAAAAUGGCCAAAGGUGCUAAAGAGAUUGAUAUUGCUGCUACCCUGGAGCACUUGAGGGACCAGAGACCAGGCAUGGUCCAGACAAAGGAGCAGUUUGAGUUUGCAUUGACAGCAGUUGCAGAGGAAGUGAAUGCAAUACUCAAGGCACUUCCACAAUGA